AUGUCUUCAAAUCACGUUACCUUUGAUGAUCAUCCUCAUGCUCAACCUGAAGCCGGACCCUCUACUCCCUAUUCGGCAGGACCAUCUAUACAUCCCGAUAGAUUAGCUUUGAACGCCGUACCAGUGGAAGUAAGGAAGAGUAAGAGUGAGGCUCAGAAAAAUCGAGAGAAGAAGAAACUGAAGAAAAGGAGGAAAAUCGAAAAAGCGAAGAAAGCUUCCGCACCCAAGACGAAUAAGAAGGAAUGGAAACCUGAUCCAGUGUUGGAAGCGCUGAAGAAGUCUACAGCUGGUAACGUUGUGACAAACUUGGCCGAGGGUGCAGAGGAAAAGCAGAAAACGCAGAAGGACGAAGGAAGUGAUGGAGAAGAAAAGGUAGAUGGAACGAUAAAUGGCGAAAGUGAGAAGGAAAGGAGAAAGCGUGAGAAACGAGAGAAGAGGGAAAAGAGGGAAAGGAAAGAGAAAAGAAAGCUAGAGAGGGAAGCUAAGCUUAGCGCUACGAAUUCAGCUGCUUUACCGGAGACAAUACUAGCUGAAGAGCCGCGAGAUGGACAAGAGGAUGUACCUAUGGACCAAGAUAGUCAACCAGCAGUAGUGAAACAGGAUGACAACGAAGUAGGAUCUGAUGUUGAAGAAGAAGGAGAAGAAGAAGAUCAAGCGGACAAACAGGCUUCUCCCGAACCCCUCGAGGCCUUCCCAUUACCUCGUUCCGCACCCGCCCCAGCACCUGAGAUACUGGCGAAACAGGGUUUACCAUCUGGUCUGGAAGAUGCAGAAUUCAUUGACCAGUCCCUUCGCAUAGGACUGGAUGACCUAGAAGCACCUGUUAAGACUGUCUUGGGGGAGGUGAAAGAGGUUAAGACGAUAAGUGAGAGGAUGAAAGGGAAGUUGAGAGAUACAGGAGUGGAAGAUCUGUUUGCUGUCCAAGCUGCCAUCCUCCCUCAACUGCUCUCUCUGCGCCUCAACCCACUUCCAUACGAUCGACUGCACGAUUAUCUGAUCUCCGCUCCUACUGGAUCAGGUAAAACUCUCGCUUAUGCUAUACCUAUCAUCGAGAUCCUCUCACAAAGGAUAACGACGAGGUUGAGAGCGUUGAUAGUGCUUCCGACUAGAGAUUUGGUGAUUCAAGUUAGGGAAACUUUAGAGGUGCUUGCGAAAGGGACGGGACUGAAUAUUGGCUCGGUCACAGGUCAACAUUCGUUCACACAGGAACAAUCUCAAUUAGUUACCGAUAUGGAAACUCCAUUGUUAGGCGGAUCAUCCAAGUUGGAUGUCCUAAUUGCCACUCCAGGUAGAUUGAUAGAUCAUUUAACAUCUACACCCAAUUUCACUUUACAGCAUCUACGAUUCUUAAUAAUAGACGAAGCGGAUAGAUUGUUGAAUCAAUCGUUCCAAAAUUGGUUAUCCCAGGUAUUAUCAUAUAUCAAUCCACCUGAUCCACCUAGAUCACUGCCUGAAGGCUUUGUAGUGCAGCCUUGGGACAAAGUCGCUCCUUCGUGGAUGGAAGGGUUGGGGUUGAUAGAUAGGAAAGAAGAAUGGAAUGAACGUCCGCCUGUGACCUGUCAAAAACUAUUGUUCUCCGCUACUCUCACUCGAGAUCCCUCAAAAGUCGCUGCUCUCUCGUUGACAUCACCCAAAUACUAUAUCAUCCAAUCUACCAACCUUCCCUCUAUACCAUAUAACAUAGGCGAAACAUUCUCUUUCCCUUCUACCCUGUCUGAGAAAAUGUUGAUCCUUCCUUCUGCGCUAAAACCACUCAACCUCAUCCACUUGAUCUACUCGACGGAAUUCAGUAUAUCGAAUGGUCUGAUAUUUACCAAGUCCGUUGAGAGUUCUCAGAGGUUAUUGAAUUUGUUACAAUUCUUCAACGAUGCGUUUAUAUCAGGUGGGAAGAAGGUUGUUGUCAAGGGGUAUACGGGUGAACUGAAGAGUUCGGAAAGGAAGAGGAUAUUAAGUGAUUUUAGUGAAGGGAAGAUUAAUCUACUCGUUUGCUCCGAUCUUAUCGCUCGAGGUAUGGAUUUGCCGUCGGUCUCCAACGUGAUAUCGUAUGAUGUACCAUUGGAUAUGAGGAAAUACGUCCACAGAGUCGGUCGAACAGCCAGAGCAGGAAGGGAAGGAACUGCCUGGACGUUGGUAGAGAAACAGGAGGCUCUGCAUUUCAAAGGGAUGAUGAAUACCGCUGGACAUCUCAAAGCGAUUAGGAAAGUGAAAGUGAAAGAAGAUGAUCUGAGCGAUUAUAAAGAAAGUUAUGAGAUCGCAAUGAAGAGGUUGAAAGAAUUUUACGGCAGAGAUGCUUAA
Messenger RNA from Kwoniella botswanensis, 2295 nucleotides. RefSeq lists its product as uncharacterized. Gene Ontology annotation, cellular component: nucleus. NCBI's taxonomy places the organism in Eukaryota, Fungi, Basidiomycota, Tremellomycetes, Tremellales, Cryptococcaceae. The record is from RefSeq and is a predicted model, not a curated record. Gene Ontology annotation, molecular function: nucleic acid binding; ATP binding. Bases 1 to 2295 code for a protein of 764 amino acids. The transcript is spliced from 10 exons.